AUGGCGCCGAAGAAGAAGAAUAAGAAGGAGGCGAACGCCGCGCCCGCGCCCGCGGCGAAGAAGGCGAAGAAGGAGGAGCGCGUCGGCGAGAUCGAGGAGGCGCCGGCGCCCGCGUCGGAAUCGGACGAAAAAGCGCCCGACGACGCCGACGACCUGGACGACGACGACCUCGACGACGACGACUACGAGAACCCAGACGACGACCUCGAGGGCCUCGUCGGCGAGCUCCUGAACGGCGAGAUCGAGGACGAGGACGCGGAGGACGGCGGCACGCACGGCGCCGUGGACGCCCUGCGCGCCGGAUUCCAACCGAUCGUCGUCGAGGACCCGCGCCCGGCGAAGGACUGCGAGGACGGUUUCGCGCACGCGGAGGCGGGGAACGCGGAGGAGCUCAUGCAGUGGCUCAUCGCGCCGUACUCGCUGGACGACUUCAUGAGGCUGACGUGGGAGCGACGGCCGCUGUACGUCUCGAGAAACGCGAACAAAAAGUAUCUCGACGGAUGGCUCUCCAAGGAGGACGUGGACGGGUGGCUGCGCGCGGGGAAGAUGCGGUACGGCGUCAACGUGGACGUGACGUCGUACGUGAACGGCGUGCGCGAGACGCACAACAUCAACGACGACGACGCCGACGACGAGGAGCCGUGGUUCGCGGACGCCGCGUCGGUGUGGAAGAAGUUCGACGAGAAGGGCUGCUCGCUCCGGAUCUUGCACCCGCAGCGGUGGAAAGACGCGCUGUGGAAAAUGCUCAGCACGAUGGAGCGGUACUGGAACUGCAGCACGGGCUGCAACGUGUACCUCACGCCGCCGAACUCGCAGGGGUUCUCCCCGCACUUCGACGACAUCGACGCGUUCGUGUUGCAGCUGGAAGGGAAGAAGACCUGGCGCGUGUAUCCGCCGCGCUCCGAGAAAGAGAUGCUCCCGCGGUACUCCUCGCCGAACUUCGCGCAGGACGAGAUCGGCGAGCCCGUGCUCGAGGUGAUCCUCGAGCCCGGGGACGUGCUGUACAUGCCGCGAGGGACCGUGCACCAGGCGUCGUGCGUCGACGGGGAGCACUCGCUGCACGUCACGCUGUCGACGAAUCAGUUCAACACGUGGGCGGACGCGCUCGAGCUCGCGCUCCCGGCGGCGAUUCGCGACGCGGUCGCGGAGCUCCCCGCGCUGCGGCGGUGCCCGCCACCGGACAUGCUUCAGCGGCUCGGGAUCGGCGCGAGCGACGACGGCGACGGAAGUGACGGCGGCGGCGGCGAUCGAAGAGACGCGUUCGUCGGCGCGCUUAACGAGCUCGCGUCCGCGGUGCUCCGCAGGCUCCCGCUCGACGCCGCCGCGGACCAACUCGGCGCGCGGCUCAUGAAGCAGCGGCUGCCUCCGCCGCCGUCGCACCUCGCGACGCCGAAGGCGGCGUCCGGGCCGGACGCCGCGAAGAAGGUGACGAUGGACAGCGUCGUGCGGUUGACCGCGGAGGGCGGCGCGAGGGUGGUGGUGGACGGCGACGGCGAAGACGUCUUCGGCGACGGCGAGGCGCGCGUGACGGUGUACCACGUGCACAAGAACGGGCGGAAGCUGCACAUGGAAGGCGGCGACGGCGAGGGCGACGGCGACGACGAGGAGCCGUGGGACGGCGAGGACAACGAUCAUGCCGGCGACGGCGGCGCGAAGGCGUGGGUCGAGUGCGACGAUUACGAACCCGGGAUGAUGCUCUUCUCCGCGAACGCCGGUCCCGCGCUCGAGAUUCUUCUGCACUCGGAAGACGCCGCGGAGACGGGCGUCGCCGUGCGCGACCUCGAGAAGAUCGAGUGCACAGUCUGCUCGAGAUCUCACGACAAUUUCAUCGAGCCGGGGCUGGACGUCGCGUCGGGGAGAGACACGCUGAUCGCCGUGCGCCGGCUCGUGUGUCAGGGCGUCCUCGCCGUGGUGUCGUGACGACGACGACGACGACGACGACGAGAGAAGACGGACGCGGCGCGUCCGCGGUGUAUCACACUGCAACAUUGCGAUGCGCGGCGAUGGUAUUAGGUAUUACAAUCAAAUCAGACGCGUCAUCG
Messenger RNA from Micromonas pusilla CCMP1545, 2042 nucleotides. RefSeq lists its product as uncharacterized. NCBI's taxonomy places the organism in Eukaryota, Viridiplantae, Chlorophyta, Mamiellophyceae, Mamiellales, Mamiellaceae. Bases 1 to 1920 code for a protein of 639 amino acids. The record is from RefSeq and is a predicted model, not a curated record. The transcript is spliced from 2 exons.